AUGCAUUUCGAGGAGGCAUACCCAAACAAGCCGCCGGGCGUCAAGUUUAUUAGCCAGAUGUUCCAUCCCAACGUAUACGGGACUGGCGAGCUGUGUCUGGACAUUCUGCAAAACCGGUGGUCGCCCACGUACGACGUGGCAGCCAUCCUGACCAGUAUUCAGAGUCUGUUAAACGACCCGAACACCUCGUCUCCCGCCAAUGUCGAAGCAUCGAACCUGUACAAAGAGAACCGCAAGGAGUACACCAAGCGCGUGCGUGAGACAGUGGAGAAGAGCUGGGAGGACUGA
Molecule: messenger RNA, 288 nt
Organism: Alternaria incomplexa
Lineage: Eukaryota; Fungi; Ascomycota; Dothideomycetes; Pleosporales; Pleosporaceae
Gene: UBC2
Product: Ubiquitin-conjugating enzyme E2 2
Exons: 2
Coding region: 1-288 (95 amino acids)
Biological process (GO): proteasome-mediated ubiquitin-dependent protein catabolic process; protein polyubiquitination; DNA repair
Cellular component (GO): HULC complex
Molecular function (GO): ubiquitin conjugating enzyme activity
Source: RefSeq, a predicted model, not a curated record